UUCUAAAACCCUAGAGGCCACUCCGCUUUCUCCUUCAUAAGGUUAUCUUCUCUGCAACCAGCGGCCGGCAAAGGGCGAAAAACAAUGGUUUCCCUGAAGCUCCAGAAGAGGCUCGCCGCCAGCGUCCUCAAAUGCGGCAGAGGCAAGGUCUGGCUCGAUCCCAAUGAAUGCAACGAAAUCUCCAUGGCCAACUCUCGCCAAAAUAUAAGAAAGUUGGUGAAGGAUGGUUUCAUCAUCAGGAAGCCAACCAAAAUCCACUCUCGUUCCCGAGCACGCCGAAUGAAGGAGGCGAAGAGGAAGGGUCGCCACUCAGGAUAUGGUAAGCGUAAGGGUACUAGGGAGGCAAGGCUUCCAACCAAGAUACUCUGGAUGCGGAGAAUGCGUGUUCUCAGGAGAUUGCUUCGCAAAUAUAGAGAGUCUAAGAAGAUUGACAAGCAUAUGUAUCAUGACAUGUACAUGAAAGUGAAGGGUAACGUCUUCAAGAACAAGCGUGUGCUAAUGGAGAGCAUCCACAAGUCGAAGGCUGAGAAGGCUAGAGAGAAGACAUUAUCAGAUCAAUUUGAGGCCAAGAGGGCCAAGAACAAAGCCAGCAGGGAAAGAAAAAUUGCUCGAAGGGAGGAACGAUUGGCACAGGGACCUGGGGAGAAACAAUCAUCCGCGGCAUCAGCAGCCCAACCUGCUGCUGGGUCUCAAUCAACUCAGGCAUCAAAGAAAUCGAAGAAGUGAGAAUUUUUCAGGAGUGCCGUAGGAAGGUUUACUUCUGAUGGUUCUUGUGUCCCUAUUAUUCUAGAGUAGUUUUGAGGAGGCUUUCAGCCUUUUGUUACUUUGGACCUUGUUACUUCACAUCCAAGACCAAGGAUUUUUAAGCCUGGUAAUUUUGUUAGUUUAUGUUCAUUAUGUUUUGUCAGCCAUGUUUGCUUAAUGGAAUUUAUUUGAGAUUCAAUGCAUAUUGAUUGAUUUAGAGUGAGUUGUAUGGUUAUGGAUUAUGCUUUUGUGAUUA
Messenger RNA from Momordica charantia (bitter melon), 1000 nucleotides. RefSeq names its product large ribosomal subunit protein eL19x. Gene Ontology annotation, molecular function: RNA binding; structural constituent of ribosome. NCBI's taxonomy places the organism in Eukaryota, Viridiplantae, Streptophyta, Magnoliopsida, Cucurbitales, Cucurbitaceae. Gene Ontology annotation, cellular component: ribosome; cytosolic large ribosomal subunit. Gene Ontology annotation, biological process: translation. The record is from RefSeq and is a predicted model, not a curated record.